Messenger RNA from Lactuca saligna, 1050 nucleotides. The record is from the annotation of a GenBank genome assembly. Lineage: Eukaryota; Viridiplantae; Streptophyta; Magnoliopsida; Asterales; Asteraceae.
AUGAACAGCGAAGGCAGCGUUGACUCAACAAAAGUCUUCACCGCAGAAGACUUAGAAAAAGCCACCAACAACUACGCUGAAGACAGGAUCUUGGGUCGUGGUGGCUACGGAAUUCUAUACAAAGGCAUUUUUAGCAACAACCGGGUCGUUGCUAUCAAGAAGUCUCGUGUAAUGGAUGAAACCCAAAUCGAACAGUUCAUCAAUGAAGUCGUUAUCUUAACACAAGUUAACCAUCGAAACGUGGUCAAGCUCUUGGGUUGUUGUUUAGAGAGCGAGGUCCCAUUGCUAGUUUAUGAAUAUGUUUCAAAUGGAACUCUCUUCAAUCAUAUUCAUGACAAUGGUACAAAUUGGUUAUCACUGGAGAAUCGUUUAAGAGUAGCUGCAGAAUCCGCAGACGUGAAGUCCGCAAAUAUAUUAUUAGACGAUAAUUACACCACAAAAAUAGCCGAUUUUGGAGCAUCAAGAUUAGUCCCUAUAGAUCAAACACAAGUAACCACGCUAGUUCAAGGGACUUUAGGUUUAGGGUAUUUAGACCCCGAAUACUUCCACACAAGUCAGUUAACCGAAAAGAGCGAUGUUUAUAGCUUUGGAGUUGUAUUGGCUGAGAUUUUAACAGGGAGAAAACCGUUGUGUAUGGAAAGAACCGAGGAAGAAAGGAAUUUGGCGAGGUAUUUUGUAAUGGCACUUGAAGAAAACCGUUUGUUUAAAAUUCUUGACCCUAGAGUUGUAAGGGAAGGAAGCCUAGACCAACUUCAGGAGAUUGGUGAGCUUGUGAAAAGAUGUGUUAAUCUUACUAGCGAUGAGCGGCCUACGAUGAAAGAAGUGGCGAUUCAACUCGAGGGUUUGCGGAAGUUUACUCGACAUCCAUGGGUGAACGCGAAUCGACAUGGCGCUGAAAAUGUAAAUUUUUUAAAUAAUGAGAACGAGCAAGACGAUAUUUAUGUCUUGAAGCUCGGUAAUUUUGACGACAGAAUCAUCACCAACCUUUUGGCAAAUAACAACACGCUCAUGGGACUUGAUGAGAUCAAUGGCUUUUCCAUGAUCCAAUGA